GUGAUUGGCUGAGCCGGUGAUGUUGCAGGAAGCAGAGACACAGCUGCUGCGAGCAUCUUCAAACUAUUUCACCCUUUAAAGCGAUAUAAAGAUGAUGCGAAAACCCCGAGCAACAACAUGCAAGGUGUCCCAGUACAAAGACAUGGAGGACUCCGACCUGUCCUUUACCCAGACGAUCAGUAGCGACGAGGACAGUGAUGAGUGGAGUCCAUCUGAGCCAAAGUCAAAAGCACCCAGCAAGACUGCCAGCGCCCCUGCUGAAGGGGAGAAGAAGGCAGCUGUCAAGAGAACUGUGAAACCGAAAGAACCAAAAGCGCCAAAAGAACCAAAAGCGCCAAAAGAACCAAAAGCACCCAAAGAACCAAAAGCUCCCAAAAUGCCUAAAGAGCCUAAGGCUGUUAAGCCGAGGGCACCGCGCAAACCAGCAGCAGAGCGAAAAACACGGGUUCCUGCAGCGCUCAAGGAUUCUGGUGGAUCCGGGUUGGCUGGAACGAAGAGGAAAAAGGUUGAUAAGGCUGGAGAAGUCAAAGGGGAAGAACAAACAGACGGCCCAGAGGGAUGGAGGGCUGAAGAAAGUGGGCCAAGUGUUAGUAUGAAAAAGGAGAGGGUGUCGUUUAUCGUGUCAGGAGCCAACGAGGCCGACAGGUGGGCAGAUGAGGGGCCUUCACUCGCUGGUCUCAAAGCAAAGAAAGAGGAAGUAGAGGAGGAGGAUUUCACAUUCGAUGAGCCCUCUCUAAAGAAGCAGAAGACCAGCGGUGCCUCCCUGGGACGACCGACUGCUUUACCACAUGCAGUCGCACAAGCUCUCAGGAAUGAGCUCAAUAUGAACUGGGACUUACAGGAGCUGGUGUCCGUCCUGACAUGUGUGGAGAAGUGGGUGUGUGUAAAUAUCAUUGGUCUGCUCCGUGAGGAGAACACGGUGCCGUUCAUGGUGCGCUACCGCAAAGAGAUGAUAAACCACAUGGAUGCUGAUGCUGUCCGGGACGUCCAGCUGGUAUAUGAGGAGUUAUGUACCCUGGCUAAGAAGACCCAGUCUGCGAUUCAGACCCUGAAGAAAGACGGAGUUUUGACGACCGAGUUGGAACAAAACUUGAGGAGCUGUCGAUCGGCUGAUGACCUGGAUCAUGUGUAUUCUCCCUAUAAAAAAGGAAGUAAGCUCACAAAGGCUCGCAAAGCCAAAGCACUUGGCCUUGAGGUGGCUGCCUCUGCUCUGAUGGAAACACCUCACACUCUGGAUUUACAGACAUGGGUAAAACCUGAUACUCAAGGUCUGUCCUCGGUGGAAGAAGUGGCUACAGGUGUGGAGCAUAUCUUGGCUGAUAUGAUCGCUAAAGACCCGGAGACACUCACCUAUGUAAAAACAUUGUGUGAGAACAGUUAUGUUUCCAUCCAGUCGUCUGUGUCCAAGUCCGCGCUGAAGGGAAAAGAGCAGGAGAAGACUGACCAGAGCCGACGAAAACCAGACAUCAACAAUUUCCAACUCUACGCUGACUUCACCAACAAAAUCCAAAGCAUCCAGGCUCAUCAGACCCUGGCAAUUAACCGAGGGGAGAGUCUGAAGAUUCUGACAGUGAAGGUGAACAUUUCCGACAGAGUGAAGACUGACUUCACUUGGUGGUGCAUCAACAACAGGUGGAGGCCGAAGACAUUUGCGAGACAAGAGCUUCAUGCAAUCAUCAAGAAUGCAGUGGAGGACUCUUAUAAAAGACUCAUUCUGCCUUUCCUGACUCGGAGUUACAGGACUAAGCUGACAGUUGCAGCAGAGAAGGAAUCAAUCGCUAUGUUUGUGCGGAACCUCCGCCAGCGGCUGCUGGUUUCUCCAAUCAGGGGUUGUACCGUCUUGGGGGUGGACCCUGGCUUUAGACACGGCUGUAAACUGGCUAUUCUCUCCCCCACUAGUCAGAUUCUCUAUACUGAUGUUGCAUACCUGCAUAAUGCAAACCAGCAAAAAGAAGCUGAAAAACUGCGCCACCUCAUGACCAAAUACAGUUGUACCAAGGUUGUCAUAGGUAAUGGGACAGCGUGCCGUGAGACCGAGUCCUUCUUUGCUGACCUCAUCUCCAGGCGCUACUUUCACCCCCUGGACGUGUCCUACUGUAUAACCAAUGAGGCAGGAUCCUCCAUCUAUAGUGUGAGUCCUGAGGCAAUCAAAGAGAUGCCAGACCUGGACCCCAACCUUAGGAGUGCAGUGUCCAUUGGAAGACGUGUCCAAGAUCCACUAGCUGAGCUUGUGAAGAUUGAUCCUAAACACAUAGGCAUCGGAACAUACCAGCAUGAUGUGUCAGCCGGAGCUCUGAAGGCGGCGCUGGACGGCGUGGUGCAGGAGUGUGUGAGCUUCGUGGGAGUGGACAUCAACAUCUGCUCCGAGAUCCUGAUGAGGCAUGUGGCAGGCCUGAACGUGGGCCGGGCGAAAAGCAUAGCCGAGUGGAGAGAGCAGAACGGCCCCUUCAUGAACAGGGAGCAGCUCACACUGGUGAAAGGCAUGGGGCCCAAGAGCUUCCAGCAGUGUGCCGGCUUCAUUAGGAUCAACCCACAGACCCUGCACAGUUUGAAAACCUCACCUCACCCUGAACCAUCAGUUCCAGAGAAACCAGCGACCAAGAAGGGCAAAGGAAAGACUUCAGUCAAUGUAUCAACCUCGUUUAACCCUCUGGACCAGACCUGUAUUCACCCCGAGUCCUACCAUGUGGCCCAAAGAUUUCUGUCCUUCGUGGGGGGGAGCGCAGACCAGAUCGGCACCGCGGGCCUGCGACAGUGUGUGGAGAGCAAGGUGAAGACCAGCAGUGCAGAGGAACUGGCCCGGACACUGGACACCACAGCCGAGACCCUCAAACUCAUCAUCGACGGCCUCUCGCAGCCCCCCGGGUUCGACAUACGACAAAACUUUGGGCAGGCGGACUUCAAGCGGGGCAUCGUGUCCAUGAGCGAUGUGCGGGUGGGUGCGGUGCUGACGGGCCGGGUGGACAACACCGCUCUGUUCGGGGCUUUCGUAGACAUCGGCGUGGGUCGCGCGGGCCUCAUCCACAAGAGCAAAAUCACACUGGACAAGCUGCCGGCGAAUCAGCGCCGCCGCAGCCUGGCUCUGGGCCCUGGACAGCGGGUGGAGGUCCGGGUCCUGGAUGUGGACCAUCAGAGGGGACGCAUCGGCCUGGACCUGAUCAGGGUUCUAGAAUAAAUGAAUUCAUAUUCAUUAUUGACAUUCUGUACCUGCAUUUUACUUUUGACCGGGAAUCGCACACACGGACCCUGCAGAUAACUUCAUGAUGAUGACAGUGACGGUUAUUCUUGGUUGAAUUGUAAGUGUUCAAUUCAAACAGUAGUUACAGUUUCCAUGUUAAUGAAUUGGAAACCUGAAGUUAUUCCCUCAGGUCACCCUCUCAACCUGAGUAGUACUACCUGUGCAUUGUUGACUUAGUGUUUUAUGAUACUGAACACUAAACUUUAUUCCUUAAUUUAGGGCGUAACCCUCUGGUAGGGCUCCACACACUGUCGGUCCAAUCAGUAGAAUAGACUGAGAUGCCAUGAAACCCGUUUAAUUAGCACUUAGCAGAACAGUGCUAAUACCUUUUGUUGUUGGUUUCAAAUAUGAAAUGAUACUUAGAUAUUAUUAACAUGAUUUAAUAGAUCAAUUGUAAUUGUUUUUUAUUGUGCUGUUGUUUACAGUUCAAUAAAAAUACACAUUUUGUGUUAUUCAAA
Molecule: messenger RNA, 3696 nt
Organism: Pleuronectes platessa (European plaice)
Lineage: Eukaryota; Metazoa; Chordata; Actinopteri; Pleuronectiformes; Pleuronectidae
Gene: srbd1
Product: S1 RNA binding domain 1
Exons: 21
Coding region: 92-3175 (1027 amino acids)
Biological process (GO): translation; nucleobase-containing compound metabolic process
Molecular function (GO): mRNA binding; structural constituent of ribosome
Source: RefSeq, a predicted model, not a curated record